Trichobilharzia szidati is the source of this 1762-nucleotide messenger RNA. Lineage: Eukaryota; Metazoa; Platyhelminthes; Trematoda; Strigeidida; Schistosomatidae. The record is from the annotation of a GenBank genome assembly.
AAUUAAAACGUUGGCGAGCAGGUAAGAUAUACUGUGACUGUUUUCUGCUUAAGUUUAACUUGAAGAUUUUAAAAUUAGGGAUUCAAAAUUAUAUAAGUACGAAUUACCAGUUUAAGCUGUUUCUGUAUCAUAGUUAUGUUUACUUAUUUUUUUAAAGUUGUAUCUUAGUGAGUAGGAAUAAAGAAUGUAAAGGAUGGGAGUGUGAAUGAAUAGCACAGUGGGAAAGUAAGAUAUUGCCCAGAGCAGAUUUCUCGUGUAUCGGGUCGUAAGCCACACAUAUUUUGUGAAAAUUAAUGUUGCUACCAAGUUGGGCAGGUUGAGUUUGAUUUAACAGGAUUUAAAUUCCGAACCCAUGGACUAAAAAUGGAGCGCUUAAGCGAAUCAGCCGCACGCCGAUCAGAACCUAUGGCUAGAAACUCCUGGUGAUAGUGUUCAGAAUUGAUCGCAGUGAUGAUAGGGGUGUAUUCAUGGUUUGUGCCUAUCCUUGUUAUAAUAGCUCAUUUCUCUAUUUACAUUAUCAUCUAUUUCUUCGUUUUAUCCUGCUUUACGACCGAUUAGAUUAUUUCCAUCCUGUUGUCUAAUUAUCUGCUUGAUGUGCGUUGAUGUAUGGCUGAUUGUGUUAAGUAUGUAAAGUUGAGUUAAUGGGUGAGGAGGUCGAAAGCCCACUCUGCUUAUUUUAGCCUAGGGAACUGGCUAUUGUCACCAGUCGUCAUCUGUCAAAUGUAACUCAUAAAGGCGGUCGUAGGAAACUGAGUUAUAAUUUAAUGUGGAGAAAUGGCAUGUUGCAGUUAAGAUCACUAGUGGAGUAAUAUUAUGUCCUAUUUUGGUAUAUUGACAAUGCGGUCACAGGAAAUCACUCCUAUCAUAUUGAACUCACGUAUAUAGACUGAGGAAAGGUGUAAUAGUUCCAGCGAACAUUGUGCAUAAAUAUAGAAGUUGAAUUGAACGUAGUUUUUGUUGUCAUAUAAUCUGUGUUAUAUGUUAAAUUUCAGGUGAAACUGUUAGUCAAGCUGAAUGGUUCACGGAAAAUCAAUAUGCUGGCGCUAUAGACGAUACAAGAGAUUCGAUAACUACACCCAGUGUCCCCAGUACACCAAUGCUAGACAGCGUCUCCACUUCUACACCACGAUCUACUGGCCUCACAAAUGCAUCUCCAGCCCGCACUUCCGGUAAUGUCAAUCUUGGAACUAUCGGUGCUUCAGGAGGAAGUGUUGGAGAUGAACAGUUACAGUUGCUUUAUCAGCAACUUGACGACAAAGAUGAUGAAAUAAAUAAGCAAGCUCAGACAAUUGCACGUCUUCGCCAGCAAAUUGAAGAGCAAGACGUGGUGAACAAUUCUUUGCGUAUAGAACGUGAGGGACAAUUAAAAGAAAUUACAACUCUUCAGGCUGAAUACCAGUCGAGCAAAGAUGAAGUGAAGGAAGUCCUGCAAGCCUUAGAAGAAUUAGCAAUGAAUUAUGACCAAAAGGCUCAAGAGAUUGAUGCAAAAGCGAAAGAACUUGAAGAGGCUCAAGAGUCCUUACUACAACAAACCCGUUUAAUGCAUAGUAAAGACGGUGAAUUGUCACAGUUGAAGGAUACACAUCAAAAUCAGAAGAAGAAAUAUACUGAAAUGAUGUCUAGCCUGUUGAAGGAUCUAAUUGAUGUUGGUGAAUGCUUGAAUGAUCAAAUUACGGUAGGUUUAAAAGUAUUUAUCAAUUUUGUGUUAUCAUUGAAUGGGUUCUUAUUCCAAGUAUGUGAGCAGCCUUGGGUAGGGAAGUAA